Molecule: messenger RNA, 387 nt
Organism: Camellia sinensis
Lineage: Eukaryota; Viridiplantae; Streptophyta; Magnoliopsida; Ericales; Theaceae
Source: RefSeq, a predicted model, not a curated record
AUGGGAUGGCUGAGAUUACCAUCUACACUUACUUCCCGCCCAAAGAGUGAGCUUCCAACUUACCCACGUCUCCCUUCUAUUCUAUCUUUAUCUUUUUCUUCUCAUCUUCCUGCCUGCCCACGUCUCCCAUCCCUUCUAUCUUUAUCCCUCUCCCUUCUCUGUUCUCACCCACUCAUUCCCUCUUUAUCUCUCUCUCCCUCCCGUUCUUCUUCUCCUAUACCCAGUGUGCCAAGUUCUGCAAGGCCUGUUCUUCUCCGGCCUGUUCUUCUCCGGUAUUUUCUGAGUCACACGGUUGGAGGUAUACUAGACAGAGCCAUUGAAGUAGAGGACAAAAAACAUGGAGAUUUAUUGAGGUUGGAUCAUGUUGAGGGCUACCUUGAAAUGUAA